AUAGAUAAUCUAAUUAGUAGUGAGGAGAUCGAAGAAAUUAUUAAACCAUAUGCUCGUGAUCCUCUACCUCAUGAACCAUCGGACGAUAUUCCAAACGAUGUUUCUGACAUUUCAACUCAUCUAAAGUUUGUAAACCGUGAAAAAGAGAUCAUUAAGCUUAUGAAGAAUAUGGAUAAUUUGUAUCGCCUUGUCAUAAAUCCAAAAGCCUUUAGCCAGCCAAAGAAAGAGAUAAGAUUUCCCACGGCUGUUGGUACGGCUGGAAAAGGAAAAACAACAUUUGCUAGGGUAGCGUUUGAAAACCAAAAGGUUUAUUCUACAGAGAUAAAUUCCGAAGUUGUAAAGGCAGUGAAAGAAGCCCGUCAUGCAGGUCAGAUUUUUCAAAUCAUGUGCGAUGAUUUGACGGAUGAAGAUUUUGAAUAUCCUGAAACAUCUUUCGCAAUAAGAUUACUACAUGAGGCUUUGAAAGUUCUGAAGAAUAUCGAUAUCACCCUUACAAAAUUUAGACAAAUACUUGGAAUUAAGACGAUUGAACUCGAUCGAGUUAUUGAUAUAAUCUUAGGUUAUUUCCCAAAUAAUGAAAAAGGCAAUAAACGCCUUUUUAUAAUUAACAUUGAUGAGACAAAUAUACUAUUUAACGAAGGACGUCCCGAAUGGCUCAAGACAGUUCUCAAGGCUCUUGCAAGGGUUAUAUCAAAUGGUUACUUUCUUUUCGUGAUAUUGACUGGAACACACGCAAACGCCUUGUUUAAUUUAAUAGAGUCAACAAAUGCGAAAAUUGAGGACAUAAAUUUACCAUUGUUGAAAGUCGAACAUGCUAAAGAAGUUAUAUUAGAACUUGCUAACCGAGGAGUGACUGAUGAAACAAAAAGGUGAAUAGUAUAUUAGCUGUGGAUUGCGUAUUUCAUAACAUUACUUAUUAUAUUAUUGCAUUGUUAUCGGCAGGAUCAAUAAGAUCUCCAUCCAUUUGGAGUAUAUAAUUGAGCUUCUUGGUGUUGUCGGUCGUUUUCUAGAAGUUAUGAUAUUUCAGAUGGGCAUCAUCGGUAAAGCUGUUGAGCAUAAAGAACUUACAUAUGGUGAGAAAUUUUAUCAAAGUGGGUUACGAUACUUCCUUCAAAAAUGUCAAUAUAAACCAGAGUACUGCCAAAAGCUUCUUGAGGCACUAAAAAAAAA
Molecule: messenger RNA, 1170 nt
Organism: Rhizophagus irregularis DAOM 181602=DAOM 197198
Lineage: Eukaryota; Fungi; Glomeromycota; Glomeromycetes; Glomerales; Glomeraceae
Source: RefSeq, a predicted model, not a curated record